AUGAUCCAUAGAUGCGCUGGCCAGGAGAUAUAUGAUUGGUCCACGGUGAAGAUUUGCAAGGACUACCAUCCAGUCUUCCAUCCAGAAAGUCUCAUAAAAGAGUCCUUGCUCAUUGUAUUGGCCCAAGAGGGCAUUAGUGAAGUCGCCAAAUCGAUGGCUGUUCUCGAGUCGAGGUCGAUUCGGUCCUCAUUUGGACCAUGUUGGCAAUCACAACAGGCACAGCUUGCCUCGAUCGGCCCUUCCAACGGCAUCUGCGGACAUCGUGGCGCAGCGCAGAGUGACAUCAUCCCUUGGAAACAAGCCACGAGUGUCCGUACAUACUCUAGAAGAGCGGCCUGUUCCCUUUCUGGUCCUCGUCCUUCUGCCAGCGUCUCCUCUCCCUUGGCCGCUAUCAUUGCUGUCGUCCUUAGGUUCAGGUUUCGACGUCAACAUCCUCCCAGCGCGUACAACGACAACACAUCCAAUCCCCUGACAUCCCGUAUACGACGACAGACAAUCCACCGCUGCGCUUGUACCAUGGUGUAUCCACGCGGCUCUGGCAGAGCAUUGCUGCUCAGCGCAAGUUUUGGUCUUGUCAGGGCCGUUGCUGUGCCUGAGCCGACGCCAGUGCCUGCAAAGGUCGAGGUUCGCGCUCCUGUAGUGACUCCCGCACUCAUCCGAUUCGAUGGGCGCGGGAGCUACAUUCAGAAGCGCAAUAUCAUCAGCGAUAUUGCAAAUGGCGUCCAAGGCAUCGAGAAGUCAUGGGCAAGUGUCUUGGGCACCGACUUGCCCAGCUUCUUCACCGAAGGCAUUCCUGGAUGGUUCGAUAGUGUGCCCACAGGUGACCAAGUGCUAUCGAGCGCAGGCAUCAGCCGCGCCGACCUCGACGCGAAGCCUACCGAGGUGCUCAAUAUCCCACCAUAUGGCAAUUGGACCGACCUGGGCUGGAAUGUCCGCUUCCACGGCAACGUUUACAAGAUCCCGGAUAUCUCGCAGAGCAAGAUCGAUGAGCUAGCCAACGUCUUCCUUAUCGACACCAGCGUCGAACAAUUGCCUGACGAUCAGAAGGCAAACGCCCGCAACCUCACGCGCUCGAUUUUCAUUGUCCAGCAAUCUGACCAAAAUGUCUCCCUAUCUCUCGAGCCCGCUCCUUUACAAGGUGGCGACGGCGAACCGGGCGGCGGCAAUGCCAUCCCCGCGACUGGUGGCGUCCAGAACUUUACGCUUCCUUACCCCACAACCGAACAAGGCGACUUCGACGUCUUUGUGCCAAUCGAGCUGAACGGCCUGACUCCUGGUAACGAGACGAACAAUGUCCAGCGCCUCAACGUCUACACCAACGGCACCCUAACCGGCAACGCUACCGCCUUCCUCGUCCCGAGCACUGGCAUAACCUUCAUCUCCGACAUUGACGACAUCCUACGCGUCACCAAAAUCUACAACCCGAAAGAAGGCCUCCUGAACUCCUUCGCCAGAAAUUUCACACCCUGGGAAAACAUGCCCGACAUCUACGCAAACUGGAGUCGCAGCCUGCCCCCCAACACGCACUUCCAUUACCUGACGACGACGCCUGAGCAAGCCACGAGAAAUUACAUGGACUUCAUUUACAAGACCUACCCAGGCGGCUCCUUCGACACGCGCCCCCUGAACUUCAGCGACGUCUCCGCCACGCUCUCGAUCCGCAAAUUCCUGCUCGACAAAAUCUUCGCCACCUUCCCCGACCGCAAAUUCGUCCUCAUCGCCGACACGAGCAACAGCGACGUCAUGAAGGCCUACCCAGAGCUCGCACACCAACACCCCAAUCAAGUCCAAUGCAUACUCCUGCGCAACACCAGUGCAACCGAUAGCGAGAUGUGGUUCCCAUAUAACACGGCUGGGUUUGAAGGCCUGAAUAGCAAGAAUUACAUGUUUUUCCGCCAUGCCGAAGAUCUGAUGGGGUUGGAUAUUGCAGGUGGCCAGUGCUUGAAUGAGAGUGUGCCGCAGAAUGUUACGUUUAGUCGGCAGGCGGAGAUUUUGGGCAUCCAUGGGAGUGGGGCGGUCAAGGUGGGUGGUAGUAAGACAUUGGGGUUUGUGGUGGCGUUUGUGGCGGCUAUGUGCCUGGUGUUGUAG
Messenger RNA from Plenodomus lingam JN3, 2088 nucleotides. The record is from RefSeq and is a predicted model, not a curated record. Lineage: Eukaryota; Fungi; Ascomycota; Dothideomycetes; Pleosporales; Leptosphaeriaceae.